GUAACUACUGUCCGGAAGUUACUGACAAUGUAAACAAACAGUCUGGAGUAUGACACUCAAUAUCUUACAACUGCCACCUGAAUUAAUUGCUCAUGUACUGAAAUUUCUAUCAUCGUCAGAUCUCGCUACGGUUGCUCUUGUCAGUAAACAGUGUAGAGAUUUAGUUAGUUUAGAGUCGUUAUGGCAACAUCGAUGCGGGCAAGAUUACAGUUUUGAUGAAGUGGAAGGAUGGGACCUCACAUACAAACAGUUUUAUACAAAGGUGCUGCAUAAGUUUGGUAACUGCAUUGGAAAGUGGCAGCCAGAAGUAGGUCAUUAUGGAGGACUGAUUGAUAUUAAGUUUGACAGGGGAUGUAUCAAAGGCAGAGAAUGUCUCCCCCCUGUGGACCCUCAUGUCGACCAACCACUGAGGAUACGGCCCCUGUUCUCCAUGAGCAUGGCCCUGGACCGGUCCACACUGGAGGUGUUCUGUCUGAAGGGGUUUAAUGGCCCCCACAAGGGCCAACUGCUUUGGCGAGAAGAUGGGAGCCUGCUGGUGUUUCAAUGUUCUGAAAACAACAACCACCAACACCCUGAGGGGAAACAGAAGGAGUUCGAGGAGUGGUUGACGGAGGAGACAGGCCGUCCUCCAAGUGAGUUCUUCGUCCAUGGCCAGGAGUUGCUGCUCAUGAAGUUCCUCGUCACCACACAGCUGGGAUGCUCCUACCCCAUGAUGCGGAUCACGGAGCAGCCAGUGAAGCCAGGGGCUCCGAUACAGCCGGGACUGUUCAAGGGCAACUACGGUGGUCAUGGCAACGAGAUUAUACAGCUGUCCUACAGUGAUACAGAGAAGAAGGCGGAAGGAAGGAAGAUAACGGGCGACCCAAAUGUGCCGGCCAACAAGAUGAGUUUGCAAAUAGAUCUGGAUCACCCAAUGAUCCUCACCAUGGAUCAGCAGAGAACUGUAGAGCUGAUGGAGGAGAUUGACAUCCCCGAACUGCCUCCUGAUGUCAACCUGCAGCAACUGCCCCCACAACCCUUCCACGUCCCCGACGACUGCUACGAGAGAUUCAGACACCCCCCAACUGUGUGUAGAGCAAGAUUUCAUGGGAAAGGUCAGAUUGCUGGGCACGGCUUCACGAACCCCUCCAUGUCGUCAGGGCACUUCAUAAUAUUUGAUGACCAUAAUUUUGGAUUUUUGUGGUUGGAGUUAAAGUCCUUUAGUAUGUACUCCCGAGUGCUAGAGUUCCCCUGUCUAUGAUAGCAGCAACACGGCAGAUCACUGGCGCCAUGGGUAUCUCCAGGGAUCGUCAUUAUAGACAAGUCUAUCUCUUUGGCGUAUAAAAUUCUUCGUGUCCCAGUUUCAUAGAUCGAUGCUUGUGUUGUCAAACACUCGAUUGUCUGGUCCAGACUAAUAUUUACAGACCACUGUCAUACAGUUGGAAUAUUGCUGAUUGUGGUGUUAAAUAACAAAGAGAGAAAAAACUAGUGACAUUGUUCCCAACAAGGCAUUAUUGCAGUGUGUUCUCACAGAUGUGACAACCCCAUACAGAGUGCAAUUAAAAAUAAGUGGAAUAAUUGGCUUUGAAAAAUAGUAACUGUUUCAUUGGCAUUCUAAAAGUUGGUGAUUUAGUAAGAAAAUGUACAACUUCAUGGAUAACAACUUCUAGUUUAUUGCAUAUAGCGACGUUACGUUGUAGAAUCUUACAUCAUCACUCCAGCUUGAUAACGGUGUAAAAAAUUGCUAUAUUCAAUUAACAGAAAUUGUAUUCCAUAAAUUUGUAAACUGCAAAAUAGUAAUUUAAGAAUUAAUUGCCAAAAAAAAAUAUAAUGAUCACCAGCAGCAUCAGCGGUAGAAACUAACAGUUUUAGUCCACUAGUCCUUAUAAUGAUAACAUAUAGCAAACCCCUUAAAAAGGGCAAAUUUGUACUAGUCCUUAUGAUACCUUAACUGCUGGGCAUUUUGGCCAGGACUACAGGACUUGUGCCAAUUACUAAUGCUGAGCAUGAUAGCCAAUAUAGUUUUGAUAAGCAAUAUGCUCGCUUUUGUAUUGUAUUUUAUCACCCUAAUUCCUAAAAAACUGUCCUUUUUCCCCGAAGUGAUUAUCAAUUGAUGACUUAUAGGUUGUUACUGUGAUGAUACUUGCAGAAAGUAUGUAGCUAAUCUAAACUACUGGAGAUAUUUUUGUAACAAAAUUUGUAAAAUAUUUUACUUAAUCGUGUAGCAAUUAUGUGGAAAAAUGGUUUGAAAUACUGUGAUGAAUCUACCGCCACAAGGAGCACAGAUCUGAAUAUUUGUCCUAUAUGGUUGAAUAUUGCAUAAUGUACUUAUAUUUUUGCAACCAAUUACCAAGUAUAACUAUCAUAUACACCAUUUGUAUUUAGAAAUAUCAACUCAACUUUUGAUGGGUAGGGAGUAUCUGGGUAGGGUCUGAUUGCUUGGAUAUGUUGUUGUACAAAUAGUAUUCGAUAUUGCCAUGGAACUGAAGGAUGUGACGCUUCAUCUCAAGUUGAUAUAACGUAAAUAGAACUGAAGGAUGUGACGCUUCAUCUCAAGUUGAUAGAACGUAAAUAGAACUGAAGGAUGUGACGCUUCAUCUCAAGUUGAUAGAACGUAAAUAGAACUGAAAGAUGUGACGCUUCAUCUCAAGUUGAUAGAACGUAAAUAGAACUGAAGGAUGUGACGCUUCAUCUCAAGUUGAUAGAACGUAAAUAGAACUGAAGGAUGUGACGCUUCAUCUCAAGUUGAUAGAACGUAAAUAGAACUGAAGGAUGUGACGCUUCAUCUCAAGUUGAUAGAACGUAAAUAGAACUGAAAGAUGUGACGCUUCAUCUCAAGUUGAUAGAACGUAAAUAGAACUGAAGGAUGUGACGCUUCAUCUCAAGUUGAUAGAACGUAAAUAGAACUGAAGGAUGUGACGCUUCAUCUCAAGUUGAUAGAACGUAAAUAGAACUGAAGGAUGUGACGCUUCAUCUCAAGUUGAUAGAACGUAAAUAGAACUGAAGGAUGUGACGCUUCAUCUCAAGUUGAUAUAACGUAAAUAGAACUGAAGGAUGUGACGCUUCAUCUCAAGUUGAUAUAACGUAAAUAGAACUGAAGGUUGUGACGCUUCAUCUCAAGUUGAUAUAACGUAAAUAGAACUGAAGGAUGUGACGCUUCAUCUCAAGUUGAUAGAACGUAAAUAGAACUGAAGGAUGUGACGCUUCAUCUCAAGUUGAUAUAACGUAAAUAGAACUGAAGGAUGUGACGCUUCAUCUCAAGUUGAUAUAACGUAAAUAGAACUGAAGGCUGUGACGCUUCAUCUCAAGUUGAUAUAACGUAAAUAGAACUGAAGGAUGUGACGCUUCAUCUCAAGUUGAUAGAACGUAAAUAGAACUGAAGGCUGUGACGCUUCAUCUCAAGUUGAUAUAACGUAAAUAGAACUGAAGGAUGUGACGCUUCAUCUCAAGUUGAUAUAACGUAAAUAGAACUGAAGGAUGUGACGCUUCAUCUCAAGUUGAUAUAACGUAAAUAGAACUGAAGGAUGUGACGCUUCAUCUCAAGUUGAUAGAACGUAAAUAGAACUGAAGGAUGUGACGCUUCAUCUCAAGUUGAUAGAACGUAAAUAGAACUGAAGGAUGUGACGCUUCAUCUCAAGUUGAUAGAACGUAAAUAGACCUGAAGGAUGUGACGCUUCAUCUCAAGUUGAUAUAAGGUAAAUAGACCUGAAGGCUGUGACGCUUCAUCUCAAGUUGAUAUAACGUAAAUAGAACUGAAGGAUGUGACGCGUCAUCUCAAGUUGAUAGAACGUAAAUAGAACUGAAGGAUGUGACGCUUCAUCUCAAGUUGAUAUAACGUAAAUAGAACUGAAGGAUGUGACGCUUCAUCUCAAGUUGAUAGAACGUAAAUAGAACUGAAGGAUGUGACGCUUCAUCUCAAGUUGAUAUAACGUAAAUAGAACUGAAGGAUGUGACGCUUCAUCUCAAGUUGAUAUAAGGUAAAUAGACGGUUAAAAAAAAGUCUGAAAGGCAUUUAAAAGUGAUACACAUAAGGAAGAGAAUUUAUGGAUGCCAACUUCUUUAUUAUGGGGAACACAAUGUUUCGGAGAAGAUGCUUACUCCUUCACCUGAUGAAGUAUAUACUCUGAAACAUUGUGAUCCUCAUAAUAAAGAAGUUGACAUCCAUAAAUUCUCUUCCUUAUGGUUCAAACAGUUUAUUGCGGUUAUCGUGUAACGUCCCAGCAUGCAGUGUUCCUGUGACAUCGUGUAACGUCCCAGCAUGCAGCGUUCCUGUGACAUGUUGAGUGGCAUAUAGCCACCAGUAGUCAAGAGAUAACGUACACUUUACAAGUAUGUGUGUGAGUGUUUAUGAAGCUGUGAGUCCUGCAUCGGCUGCAGCUGGAAUAUACAGAGGUACUGUACCUCACCUGGACAUUGUCCAAACAUUCAAAACUUGGAGAGUUCAGAUAUAGCACUAUAUACCCCGGUGUGCCGAGACCUACAGUUGUAGGAGGGAAAAGGGUGUCCAGGUUAAUACUUGUUUGAAAAUGUUGUUGUCAUAACACAAUUGGAUUUAUACCAAUACUCUGUCAUAAAAAUCAGAUCUGUGACAAGAUACUCGUAUUUUAUACCAAUAUUCUGUCAUAAAAAUCAGAUCUGUGACAAGAUACUAGUGAAAGAGAUUUUAUACCAAUGGACUGUCAUUAUGAUCAGAUAUGUGACAAGGUUGUGAAAACUGAUUGUGUCGGGGAUCAUCUUCCCAAGGGAAGGGAGUUAACUGACUGUAAAAGUCCAUUUUCUACCCUUGCUGAACAAGUCUGGAAUUUCUGGGCUUGAUUGUAGAACCACCUGCAUCUAUUACGAGUUAUGUCCUUCGAUGUCCCUUCUAUUGACCAAUCAGAAUCCACCUCUCAUAUCACUUACAUUUGCUUCAAACAUAAAGGCGGCGCCUAGUGAAGACGAUCUGAUCGAUUAUCAAGAUCUGUAUUGUAACAAAACGGGCCUUACUUUGCGAAGUGCAUCAAACCACGUGAGCAUCUUGAUCAAAACAUCUGGGAAAUUUCUGUUGACAGUAUGUUGAUGGUUCACUUGUUUUUCAACUUCUGGAGUUGACCGAAAUCUGCACGGCAGUUGACCGAAAUCUGCACGGCAGUUGACCGAAAUCUGCACUGCAGUUGAUGAACCGGAUGUGGAUUUUGUUACACAAUUUUGAUUGGACUAUUGGAAGAUGGUUGUGAUUGUGAUAGAUAGCGAUCAUGUGAUGUUAUUGUUUAUUUGUGAACAAAUAUAUACUGAAUGAAAUUAAUAAGGGGACAGAUACAGAAAAUUCUUGUAUGCCAUGAAAUCUUGAGGACUGGACUGUCGUAUUCAGUGGAUAUGAGGUGCCACUAUUACCAAGACAAUUAACAUUGUUCCCUCAUUGUUUUCCAUAAGUAUAUGUUGAUUUCUGCGCUCCAGAUCCUGUGAUGUGUACUGUUGAGAUGGCACUGCCCCACCAGCAUGUGAUAGCCAUACACAAAUAAAGCUAUUUAUACAUU
Messenger RNA from Haliotis rufescens (red abalone), 5495 nucleotides. Its product is annotated as F-box only protein 31-like. Gene Ontology annotation, molecular function: protein binding. The record is from RefSeq and is a predicted model, not a curated record. The coding region runs from base 50 to 1240 and encodes 396 amino acids. Lineage: Eukaryota; Metazoa; Mollusca; Gastropoda; Lepetellida; Haliotidae. The transcript has 9 exons.